Messenger RNA from Triticum dicoccoides, 321 nucleotides. Its product is annotated as thioredoxin M5, chloroplastic-like. The transcript has a single exon. Gene Ontology annotation, cellular component: cytoplasm. The record is from RefSeq and is a predicted model, not a curated record. Bases 1 to 321 code for a protein of 106 amino acids. Gene Ontology annotation, molecular function: protein-disulfide reductase activity. Lineage: Eukaryota; Viridiplantae; Streptophyta; Magnoliopsida; Poales; Poaceae.
AUGGGCGAUGUAGAGGAGCAGACGUGGGACGAGGUCGUCCUGGGGAAUGAGACGGCGGUGCUGGUUGAGUUCUGGGCGCCAUGGUGCAUCCCGUGCCGCUUGAUGCACCCCAUCAUCGCAGACCUGGCCAAGGCCUAUGUUGGGAAACUGAGAUGUCUGAGGGUAAACACGGUCCAGAACCAGAACCAGGAGGUGGCCAUGAGAUAUGGCAUCAGGAGCAUCCCCACCAUCCUCAUCUUCAAGGAUGGCGAGAGGAAGGAGACGGUCAUCCACACCAUUGCAAACACGGCCAUGGCCACCACAGUCGACAGGUUUUUUUAA